CAGCAGCCGACGAUGCAGGAGCUACCCCGCCCAACUAUCUUCUCCAGCGGAUCACUUCCUACGUCCGCCUCCUGCCCCGAUCCAUCAUAUCCGACACUCGACAUGAGCACGCUCUGGCGCCGAAUUCAAGGCGCGGUCCACCAUGCCUUCCCCUCUCUUUCGGCGACUGACAUCAACCGCUGGCAAGCCUUCCUGCGCGCCAACACGAGAGAGUGUCGUCUGGGGCUGCUCCUACAGCUGAUGCCAAAUAUCGAGACUCUCAAGUUGGACGUGACCGGCAGGCCGAGCGAGUGGCCUCUUACUGUCGUCGGAAUGGCCCUGGGUUGUCAGCCCAUCAAGCUAUACGACCCUGUUGCUGGCCUCCAUGCUGCGGGAAUACAGGAGUGGGCAAAGCUGAAAUCGCUGGAGAUUCGUGGAUCAGGCUUCAACAUGCGACACUUCGGCGGUGGACGAGUGGUCUGUCGUAUUCGAAUGCCGCUUCACGCGUCGUUGGAGAAGCUCAGGGUCUUCGGCGUCGAGGUCACCGACGUCUAUAUCCCAGGUGAGGUGGCGUCGGAGCCGCAUCACAGUCUGCACAAUAUGCGCCACGAAUACCACGUCUUAAAGGUUAUUAAACUGACUAGCCUGGAACUUGUCAAUGUCGGUAUCUCGGGUUUCCAUAUCGAGAGCGUGGUCAAGAUUGCGAAGGAGCUGGAGCGGCUGCAUAUCGAGAGGCUGAAGCAUCCGUACCGCUUCAAGGUGCGUAAAUGGUCUAUCUUGGACUAUGAGGAAAUGGUCGAUGAGCUGCAGGAUGUCAAUCCGAAUCUGGUGCCGUACGUUGUGGAGUUGGAAGCAUUGGGGCUGGGAGUCAAGCUGCCGGCGCUUCCUGCAAUUCUUGCGACAGGAGAUGGUCACGAGCUGGUGAAGGCUGAAAACGUGGAAGUGGAGGAACUUGAAGCUUGAGAGCUACGUUUCUUCUCGAAUGGACACUCAUUGUAGGCGGCGAGAGACGCUUAGUGGAAUGACGAAGGACAUCAUGUAUGACCUUCUUUAGUUGAGGAAGUCUUUGUGAGAGAUGUGCUAGGUGGUUAUGGUAGCUUGGUACUCAUCAGUUGCUAAUCAUGGACCGAUCUGUA
Mytilinidion resinicola is the source of this 1115-nucleotide messenger RNA. RefSeq lists its product as uncharacterized. Lineage: Eukaryota; Fungi; Ascomycota; Dothideomycetes; Mytilinidiales; Mytilinidiaceae. The coding region runs from base 13 to 942 and encodes 309 amino acids. The transcript has a single exon. The record is from RefSeq and is a predicted model, not a curated record.